Molecule: messenger RNA, 2168 nt
Organism: Nomascus leucogenys (northern white-cheeked gibbon)
Lineage: Eukaryota; Metazoa; Chordata; Mammalia; Primates; Hylobatidae
Product: importin-5-like
Exons: 15
Biological process (GO): protein import into nucleus
Cellular component (GO): nucleus; cytoplasm
Molecular function (GO): nuclear import signal receptor activity; protein binding
Source: RefSeq, a predicted model, not a curated record
GCAGUUGCAGGCGAGAGUGCUCUAGACCGAAUGGCUUGUGGACUUGGUGGAAAGCUUGUUCUGCCAAUGAUCAAGGAACACAUUAUGCAAAUGCUUCAAAAUCCUGACUGGAAAUACCGGCAUGCAGGAUUGAUGGCCUUAUCUGCCAUUGGUGAAGGGUGCCACCAGCAAAUGGAAGGAAUUCUAAAUGAGAUUGUAAAUUUUGUUUUACUUUUUCUCCAGGAUCCUCAUCCAAGAGUGAGGUAUGCAGCCUGUAAUGCCGUGGGACAGAUGGCUACAGAUUUUGCACCUGGUUUCCAAAAGAAAUUUCAUGAGAAGGUGAUUGCAGCUCUGCUGCAGACCAUGGAAGACCAAGGCAAUCAACGUGUGCAGGCCCAUGCAGCUGCUGCCCUCAUUAACUUUACUGAAGACUGUCCCAAGUCACUACUUAUUCCAUACUUGGAUAAUUUGGUGAAACAUCUGCAUUCCAUUAUGGUACUGAAGCUUCAAGAGUUGAUUCAGAAAGGCACCAAGUUAGUUUUGGAACAAGUUGUGACAUCCAUUGCAUCAGUUGCCGAUACUGCAGAAGAAAAAUUUGUCCCCUACUAUGAUUUAUUUAUGCCAUCACUGAAGCACAUUGUUGAGAAUGCAGUUCAAAAAGAACUGAGACUUCUGAGAGGAAAAACUAUUGAAUGCAUUAGCCUCAUUGGUCUGGCUGUUGGGAAGGAAAAGUAAUUCAUGCAGGAUGCAUCAGAUGUGAUGCAGCUUUUGUUAAAGACCCAGACAGACUUCAAUGAUAUGGAAGAUGAUGAUCCUCAGAUCUCUUACAUGAUCUCAGCAUGGGCCAGAAUGUGCAAAAUCCUUGGAAAAGAAUUUCAGCAAUACCUUCCAGUGGUUAUGGGACCUUUAAUGAAGACGGCUUCAAUUAAGCCCGAAGUAGCCCUUUUAGAUACCCAAGACAUGGAGAAUAUGAGUGAUGAUGAUGGUUGGGAAUUUGUGAACCUUGGAGAUCAGCAAAGCUUUGGUAUUAAAACUGCAGGACUAGAAGAAAAAUCAACUGCUUGCCAGAUGUUGGUUUGCUAUGCUAAGGAGUUAAAAGAAGGCUUUGUGGAGUACACCGAACAGGUUGUCAAACUGAUGGUCCCUUUACUGAAAUUUUAUUUCCACGAUGGUGUUCGAGUGGCAGCAGCAGAAUCCAUGCCUCUCCUCCUGGAGUGUGCAAGAGUCCGUGGUCCUGAGUAUCUCACACAGAUGUGGCAUUUUAUGUGUGAUGCUCUAAUUAAGGCCAUUGGUACAGAACCAGAUUCAGACGUCCUCUCAGAAAUAAUGCAUUCUUUUGCAAAGUGCAUUGAAGUAAUGGGAGAUGGAUGCCUUAAUAAUGAACACUUUGAAGAACUGGGAGGUAUAUUGAAAGCAAAGCUUGAAGAACAUUUUAAAAAUCAAGAAUUACGACAAGUUAAAAGACAAGAUGAAGACUAUGAUGAACAGGUCGAAGAGUCACUACAAGAUGAGGAUGAUAAUGAUGUUUAUAUUCUGACCAAAGUGUCAGAUAUUUUACACUCAAUAUUCAGUAGCUACAAAGAAAAUGUGUUACCAUGGUUUGAACAGCUGCUUCCAUUAAUUGUCAACCUCAUUUGUCCACAUAGACCAUGGCCAGACAGACAAUGGGGAUUAUGUAUCUUUGAUGAUGUCAUAGAACACUGUAGUCCAGCCUCAUUUAAAUAUGCAGAAUAUUUCUUAAGACCAAUGCUCCAAUAUGUAUGUGACAACAGCCCAGAAGUCAGGCAAGCAGCUGCAUAUGGCCUGGGAGUCAUGGCACAGUAUGGUGGAGAUAAUUAUCGCCCUUUUUGUACAGAAGCACUUCCCCUGCUGGUAAGAGUUAUUCAGUCUGCGGAUUCUAAGACCAAAGAAAAUGUCAAUGCUACAGAGAAUUGCAUCUCAGCAGUAGGGAAAAUCAUGAAGUUCAAGCCUGACUGUGUAAACGUUGAAGAGGUCCUUCCACACUGGUUGUCUUGGCUGCCACUACAUGAAGAUAAAGAAGAAGCUGUUCAGACUUUCAAUUAUCUAUGUGACCUGAUUGAAAGGUAGGAAAGCAGACUGUGACCUUAUUUCCUUCCCCUCCACAGUGCUUCCUGGUUUUUCUUGCCUAACAUCAGUCUUAAGGUUUAACUGCAUGAUCUCUGCACAGU